Microcebus murinus (gray mouse lemur) is the source of this 985-nucleotide messenger RNA. The record is from RefSeq and is a predicted model, not a curated record. NCBI's taxonomy places the organism in Eukaryota, Metazoa, Chordata, Mammalia, Primates, Cheirogaleidae.
AUGCCGGCCCUGCUGCACGAGCCGGGCGCUCCGCACGGGGCCUCCACGGCGCGCGGCGUCUUUGCGCGCGCUCCUCCUCCUCUCGCAGGCCCCCACUCCCACCCACCCCGGGGCCCCCCUGUAUAUAGACCUGUCCCCUUUCCCCGCCGUCCUAGCAUCGUCCUCACUCCCCGGUGGGAAGGACCCCCAGAGCCGCCGCCCCUUCCUGAACACGGCGUCCUCCGCCACGCGGGCCGCGCCAGCCCUGCCCUCGCCGGGCCCCUGGCGCCCGGGAACGCCGGCUGGCCGGGUGCCCCUCUCCCCGGGGGACGCGGGGGAGUCUGUGCAACCAGGAGAGGGCGGCCUUGCCCAACGGUCAGGAGUACGGUACUUUCCCUCCGGGAAGGGAAAAUCCCGCGCGCACGCGCGCUGCGGACUCUGGAACCCGUCCCCCUCCUUACUGGAGCAGUGAGGAACCUCGCCACGGACAGAUUUCUACGCAGGCGCCGAAGUCCGUUUCGGCCCCUCGGUUUCCACCCCGCGCAGGCGCACAAAGCCGCGCAGGCAACCUCCGCAGCGGCUUCGCGCACCCUUCGCUCGCUGGCUGCUUUUGUCCCACGCAACCUUCUCAGGUCCUCCGCCAGCCGGAAGGAGCCGAAGCGCCGACGGAAAAGGCCGAAGCUGUGCCCCGUGAGUGAGGCCUUCACGAAGCGGAGGCGGAAGGAGCCGAAGUUCUCCGGGAGAGGAGGAGUGAACGAGUGGAAUCUCCGGAAAGAGCCGAAUUUUGGAAUCGAGCGUAAUCUCUGGAGGGACCCGAGGGCAAGCACCGGAAACCUUCGGCAGGGGCCGAAGUCCGGGACGGUUACGCUUGUUGGAAGUGGACGAUUGCUUGGACAGGGCCGGCAGAGAAGGCGGGGCGCGUCUGCGGAAGAAGUCAUAGGCUGGGACGGUUUGAAUUGUCGGAAGACGCCGAACCCCUAGAGGGGGCUGGGUGCAGAGGAACGCG